Molecule: messenger RNA, 354 nt
Organism: Triticum dicoccoides
Lineage: Eukaryota; Viridiplantae; Streptophyta; Magnoliopsida; Poales; Poaceae
Exons: 2
Coding region: 1-354 (117 amino acids)
Source: RefSeq, a predicted model, not a curated record
AUGAAGGAUAACGUCGCGGCGGCGGUGCCUCGGUUGGUGGCUCACUGCGACGUCGAGAUGUUCUCGCAUUACGUCGCUAAUCAAAUCGGGAUCGAGGAUCCGAACCAGUGCCCCCACCUUUGUACAAUGGCCUACGAGUACCUGAAGAAGAGCGAGGGCUACGAGCAGAAUCUGCUCGCCUUCUUCCACAACAACAUGGACCCGGACGCCCUGCUCGUGAAGCUGAUCGAGGAGCUGGACAGAUGCAUACUCGGCUACUUCUCCUUCCACUGGAAGUGUGCAACCCACGUGAUCACGCAGGUAGUAUACGGCAAAGGGAUCGGAUUAAACGAGAGGAGAAAUUUUGCACACUGA